Messenger RNA from Thamnophis elegans (Western terrestrial garter snake), 1143 nucleotides. Its product is annotated as zinc finger and SCAN domain-containing protein 9-like. Lineage: Eukaryota; Metazoa; Chordata; Lepidosauria; Squamata; Natricidae. The record is from RefSeq and is a predicted model, not a curated record. The coding region runs from base 75 to 386 and encodes 103 amino acids. The transcript has 2 exons.
UGUUGGGACUGCCGUGACUAAAGGCGGCCUUUGGAGGGAGCUUCCCCUCCGGCUUCAGCGAAGCCCGAGACCGAAUGGAGGCCCGGGAGUCUCCGAGGCUGGGAGCAGCGGCAGUUCUUCUGGCGGGGAACGGCGGCUGGGAGGCCGGCGGAGGAAGCGGCAGCCUGAGCGGCCUCCCCGAGUGGCCGCGGGCGCUCUGCAGCCGGCUGUGCCGGGGGUGGCUGCGGCCCGAGCGGAGCACCAAAGCCGAGAUGCUGGACCUGGUGGUGCUGGAGCAGCUGCUGGCCCUGCUGCCCCCGGAGUUGGCGGGCUGGCUGAGGGAGUGCGGGGCGGAGAGCUGCUCCCAGGCGGUGGCCCUGAGCCCGCAAAGGGGCGGCAGCAGCUGAUGGUGAUGGACAGGAGAAUGAGAAUGACAAGCAGCCAAGGUUACUGACAUUGCAGAGCAAAUCAAGAAGAGGAAGAAGAGGAGGAGGAGGAGGAGAUGUUUGGCUAUCAAGGGGACCCACAAAUGCAAGAGAGAAGCCACAGAAAAGAUAAAGAGAAGUUCUUCACUUGCCUUCUUGUUAAAAUCCAUGGCUUCUUUACCCAGCAAGAUCAGAAUGGGAAGAGAAAGAGAAAAUACGGCAAAAGAGAGAAAAAUGAAUUUGAAUUACGUGAAUAUAACAGAAGACAAACUUAAGGAAGACAGCAUAGCUCCAGACAGCAUAGAAAAUACAUAAAUCAUUCCUUCUCUUUUACUUUACCUAAAAUAUUUCAUAGGACACACAAGCCACGUGUUUGUAAAAUUUGGAAUGGAUUGUAGUCUAAGCCAAAAGAUAAAACUGUGUAUGAAGUGUGGAAAAAGCUUCAGUAGCAAAAGAUGCAUAUCUGACUUGCCAUCUGAAGAUGAAUUCUUUCUCUGCAUGAUUUUUUAAAAUAUUAGAAUUUUUUUAAAAUAUUGUUAAUUAUAUGCUCUUUCAUUGUAUGGUGCCCAGAGUCAUGUUUUGGGAGAUAAAACCCCUAUAAAUAUGAGGAACAAAUAAAUUAUAAAUUCACAAAGGGGAGAAACUUUAUAAAUGCAUGCAGUGUGGAAGGGGCUUUCUUUUCAAGAAUUGCUAGAUUAAAGCAUCAGGAGGCCUUGUUGCUGAUGGUUCCAUGAAGGAA